Molecule: messenger RNA, 960 nt
Organism: Fulvia fulva
Lineage: Eukaryota; Fungi; Ascomycota; Dothideomycetes; Mycosphaerellales; Mycosphaerellaceae
Exons: 1
Coding region: 1-960 (319 amino acids)
Source: RefSeq, a predicted model, not a curated record
AUGGUACCGGAGAGAAUCUACACACAGGAGGACUGGAAGCAGAUGUUUGAAGACAGCAAGGCUAGCUUGAGGAUCGAUCUAGCCAACAUGGGCGAGCUUCGAAGGCAUCUUCAACAACUUCACCAUAGCAAGCUCGACGUCUUCGGUCUCGGCAGCAUUCCGUUACCGCGCCUGAACGAUAGGAUAGUAGCGAUCAAAUGCUACCAAAUGCCGCCACUAGCUAGAUCCGAGCGAGCGGCGCGAGGAGAGGCAGCCGAGCUUCUCGUGCCGCAUGGUCGGCCUGCAUUGCCAUUGAUGCUACCGAAAGAUAACACGCCGUACCACCAUGCUACGACAACCAUACUUGACGCAGCUAUGACAUACAGAGACGAUCUACCGCCAAAGACGAUGCGGCAAGCGGUUCACUUCCUCAGCAAUGGCUACAGUGAGCCCCCGGACGGCCUGAUGGAGGUACUCUUCCAACUCAUGAGGCCAGCGACUAGGCGAAUCUACGAGAGAAGCAUUGGUUCACCGUGGUGGAACUGGUUCAAGUAUCUGAGCAGCGACGACGAUUCCCAUGACGCCAACAUCGAGGACAUGUUCAACCAAGCCAUCAACCCUGUGGCGUUGUGGGCAGAGAUGAAGACGAUUAUCAGGACGUUGCGAGCCAGUAACUGCUUCACAAAGUGGGAGGAUACAGUCAGGGCCUGGGUACAUCUUUCGAUCUGUCGUCAGCUGGCAAUGUGUUUCGAGACUCAUAAUUUUCGACGGCUGGAGCGUGCUUUCUUCAAGGACAAGCGAGUCGUCUUUCGGGCGACGGAAGCUGGACAAGAGGCACCGGAUUGGCAGAAUCAGAUCGUCAGGAGAUAUCCUGGUCGUGUUCGACUCUCGUAUGAUGGAAUACCGCUGCCGGUGGAGAACAUCGUACACAUCUCAAGCUGUGGCAGCUUUGUUGUCCACCGGGACAGGCGUCCUUCAUAG